AUGGCUGCUGAAGACGUUAGUAGCUCUCCUGCUGAUGCAUUCGAACCCGCUCUACCCACACUAGACAAGCUUGGAGCUGCGAUUAAGCCAGAUCUCGACGCUCAGGCUGUCGCUAGAGCGUGGUUCCAGGCAUUCUUGCAGCACGUAUCGUCUAACGAUGUCGCGGGCGUUGUCAGUCUUUUCGCGGAGGAUGGCUGGUGGAGGGAUUUGCUCGCGCUCACCUGGGACUUUCGUACGUUUCACGGAGCAGCAAAAAUCAAAGCGUUUCUCGAGGAUCAACUUCCUGUCAUAAAGCCGACUUCGUUCGAUCUGAAGAGCGCUGAACUCCAACAGCCGUAUCCUGACUUGGUGUGGCUCAUGGGGACGUUUCAUUUCGAGACUGAGGUCGGGAUCGGGAGCGGCAUCUUUCGUCUUGUGCCCACGUCAGACGGGACGUGGAAGGGAUAUACGAUGUUUACCAACCUUGAGGACCUCAAAGGGUUCCCGGAGAAGGUUGGACCGCUGCGCAACCCGCUGCCGAAUCACGGAAAGUGGACAAGCGAACGAGAGCGCGAGAGAUCGUUCGCCGACCGCGAUCCGACUGUUUUGAUUAUUGGAGGAGGUCAGGGUGGGCUCACGGUUGCUGCACGACUGAGCUACAUGGGUAUAUCAGCACUGAUCGUCGAGCAGAAGGACCGUAUCGGGGACAAUUGGCGGGAUAGAUAUCAGGCAUUGUGUCUUCACGAUCCUGUCUGGUACGAUCACCUACCGUACCUUCCGUUCCCAUCUACAUGGCCCGUAUAUACGCCUGCACAGAAGCUCGCAGGAUGGCUAGAGUACUACGCGGAAGCGAUUGAACUGAAUGUGUGGACAUCGACGACGGCAGUGCGCGUGGAGCAGAGGGAUAGCAAGUGGGCUGUAACGGUACGCAGGAAAGAUGGCAGGGAACGUGUCUUAGUCGUCGACCAUGUCGUGAUGUGCAUGGGUUGGCAAGCGGGAGUUCCGUAUAUUCCUGAGUUUCCGGGACGGGAAGAAUUUCAAGGUCAGGUUUUGCACUCCACUCAGCAUGGCUCGGCAACGAAUCACGCUGGAAAGAAGGUGGCGGUUGUUGGUUCAGCUACUUCAGCACAUGACGUCGCCAGUGAUUAUGCCGAUCAUGAUGUAACGCUUGUCCAGAGGAAUUCAACAUACAUCAUGUCAACUACGGAGGGUUUCCGACUCGGACUCGGCAGUCUAUACCAUGAAGGCGGCGUUCCUGCGGAUGUUGCUGACCGCUUAUCUAGUUCAAUGCCGAUCGCAUUGCAGAAGGAGACGAGCAAACGCCUAACGGCUGCGAUAGCGGCAGCAGACAAGGACCUUCUGCAAGGUCUUCAGAAGGCUGGUUUCAAGUACAAUAUGGGCAUAGACGGCUCUGGACUAUUUCAUCUUGUUUACCUUCGUGGGGGAGGAUACUACUUAGACGUCGGUGCCUGUCAGAAGAUCAUAGACGGGGAGAUCAAGUUGAAGAACGACAGUCAGAUUGAACGCUUUACAAAAACGGGACUCAGGUUCACGAACGGCAGCGAACUGGAUGCGGAUGUGGUCCUUUUUGCAACAGGCUUUGAGAAAGCCGAUUCCGUGCUGGAGAGACUCGUUGGACCAGAGGUCGCAUCGAAGAUGUCACCGCUGUGGAAUUUGACUCCAGAAGGCGAGCUGCGAGGUGUGUGGCGAUGGCUGGGCGUGCCCAAUUUGUGGUAUACGAUGGGAAACCUAGCGACGUGUCGAUUUCACUCUAAGCAUCUGGCCCUUCAAAUUAAGGCCAUCAAAGAGGGCAUAUAUGGGAAGCGUUAUGCGACGUCGUUUACUUCUACAAUUCUUGACACGACCCUAGUUCUUAGUAUGAUGCGGGACUGCGGUCAAAUGGAGCCGGGAGCGUUGAUUGCAACACGAUUGGUCACUUAUCGGCGAAAAUCGACUUCGACUUUGGCCACUUAUGACUACCACGUCGAAGAUGCUCAUGCAAAAGUGACAAAACAAGCAGACUUGGGGACACCAUUCUUGCCUCGCAAUUUCCAGGUAACCUGGUAG
Fibroporia radiculosa is the source of this 2046-nucleotide messenger RNA. RefSeq lists its product as uncharacterized. Gene Ontology annotation, molecular function: N,N-dimethylaniline monooxygenase activity; flavin adenine dinucleotide binding; NADP binding. Lineage: Eukaryota; Fungi; Basidiomycota; Agaricomycetes; Polyporales; Fibroporiaceae. Bases 1 to 2046 code for a protein of 681 amino acids. The transcript is spliced from 15 exons. The record is from RefSeq and is a predicted model, not a curated record.